Molecule: messenger RNA, 1355 nt
Organism: Wyeomyia smithii (pitcher-plant mosquito)
Lineage: Eukaryota; Metazoa; Arthropoda; Insecta; Diptera; Culicidae
Exons: 4
Coding region: 362-1195 (277 amino acids)
Source: RefSeq, a predicted model, not a curated record
CAGGAAGACAACCGGCAAAGCGCGCGGCCUGCAAUAGCAUACAGGUUAAUCAAUGCGCGCAUCGAAUGGAGAGCCAUUUCUCCAGGGUAAAAACACGAUAGUACGAGAUCGAAAGGCUCUCUUUCUCUGCGAGGCACAAAACACGGCGAUUAAAAUUUCACUUGGCACCGUUGUUGAGUCAUUUCUACUCAGUCGGCCAAAAUCAUUCCUAUUUCAGUCGGAUUGUAAGACGGUUCGUUUUUAUUAACCUGGCACUAACCAAUAGAUCAGCCAAUAAUAGUUAGAAUAAAUAUAGAUUAACUGCGAUACAUUUUAAUUAAAAAAAAGUAUUAUUUUAAAUGCGCGUCUGCGAAUCAGAAUAAUGAAGAAAAUAUUGUUCGGCAUCGUAUUGACCUAUUUAACGUCGUUGGCUCUCUCUGCCAGCAUUCUAGAUUAUUUAUCACUCGCAACUGAUGUGGAAGCAAAAGAAGAAGAAAUUGGACCGAGUAACUGUCUCUGCAAUGGCCCGUCUUGUAUUUGUUGUAUAGAUUUCAACAUGUCCUACAUCGAUCUUGGUGGUCCUGGUUGCGUUCGAUUAAAAUAUUUAUCGGUGGAAGAAGGCAUUGCUUUGAACGUUUCGUAUGGUGAUAGUGUGCUACAUAGCCAACGAGUUACAGGUCCCGACCCAGCGCCGACCUGUUUGAAUAUGUUUGCCCGUUUAGCUCAAAUGUGUGCUAGAUUUAGCGAAUUAUUACCAACAGACGAUGGCCUACGCGGUUGUCUACAGUUGGAACCAAUGUUAUUGGGUGAAGUGCAAAUCGAGCUACCGCUCGGUUGUUUCCGGAUGGGACCUAAGGGUGUAGAACUUAUAAAAUCAUCCGAAGAAGAAAUCAAAGAACAACAACCACAAGAAAGCGUGACAGAAACUACAACGCAGCCACCUGCCGAUGAAAAGAAAGUAGCGGAAGACGAACUUAAACCAGUUGUGACGCCAACACUCAACAUAACAUCUCCUUUAUCAAUUCUUGAUAAUCUUUCAACUGCAGAUAUUCUGGCAGCAGUUAGUGAAUCGACGGAUGAAGGAAUUGCCAUGAUUUCCAGCUGGUUCGGACUUGAUGUUAACAAAACGCAGAAACCAGGACCAGAGAACAAUAGUAAAGGUACUGACAAAACCACUGAAAAAAAUGAGGAAAGUGAAAAUUCCAAGAUCGAAUAGCCACAGGCUUAUUGCGUAGGUUGAUUUAAUGAUAUGAAGAAAACCGAGGUUCUAGGGCGAUGCCAUUAGUUUGCUUCGCCAAGGAUGGUCUGCUAGUGAUAUCUAAAAUAAUUUAUAUGCUUAUUCAUUUGACUAAAUAGAAACUUUGUAACACUUUAAA